Molecule: messenger RNA, 957 nt
Organism: Cucurbitaria berberidis CBS 394.84
Lineage: Eukaryota; Fungi; Ascomycota; Dothideomycetes; Pleosporales; Cucurbitariaceae
Product: Bet v1-like protein
Exons: 5
Coding region: 1-957 (318 amino acids)
Molecular function (GO): iron ion binding; 2 iron, 2 sulfur cluster binding
Source: RefSeq, a predicted model, not a curated record
AUGUCUUCUCUAACCCGUACUCUUCCUGCUUCCUGGUUCUGUAGCUCUCCUUUGUAUCAGCUUGAGCGGCGAGCCGUCUUUCUAAAGUCGUGGUACCUGCUCGGGCCCGUGACAAGGUUUCACCAAGUUGGCGAGGAGGUGAAAUAUGAAGUUGCUCAAGUAUCCUUGACAGUUUGUCGCAGGUCGGAUGAGCCUCGUGACAUCAGCAUCCUCAAUGAGACGGGCUCCGAAGUCAAGUCAUGUAUUACGGAGACUGGUCUAGUCUUCUCUACCAUCUCAGACGAAGCUCCACCCUUCGAUGAAUUCUUCUCUGAUCUGAAGCCGUUGAUAGGAAAAGUCGACUUUACGAAGCUGCCUCAUCGGCGCAGCAUCAAGUACGAGGGGAAGUUCAACUGGAAAACCAUGGUCGACGGUUACCAGGAGUGCCUACACUGUCAAUACACCCAUCCCGCAUUCUCGGUCUACUACCCACCGACAUUCUAUACCGUUUACAACCAUACAAACUUCUCUCAGCACGUUGCUGAUCCAAAGAAGCCAGAUGACGGUCUCUUCCUCUACUUCUUCCCCAACUGUACCUUGAAUGUAUACGGCGGUGGGAUGUCCUCUUUUCGUGUGUGUCCAACCGAGAACCCAGGCUUUACCCGCAUGGAGUUCGAUUACUAUCAUGAAGAGACGGGAGCCAAGUUCGAAGAAUACUUCAAAUUUGUGAGACAGGUUGCUAUGGAGGACUACGAGCUCUGCGAGAAAGCACAAGAGAAUCUGGAGAAAGGUGUCUAUUACGAGGGCAUACUGAACCCGAUCAAAGAGACCGGUGUGGCUUUCUAUCAGCAACGUGUUUUGGACAUGACACUUGCUCAGCAUGAUAACGAAACCCGGUUUCAUCCAGUGGAAAUGCACAAGACUAGCACUAGCAAGUUGGGGACGGCCACGCAGCUCAUCGACCCCGCCUCCUCGUGA